Molecule: messenger RNA, 719 nt
Organism: Tarenaya hassleriana
Lineage: Eukaryota; Viridiplantae; Streptophyta; Magnoliopsida; Brassicales; Cleomaceae
Product: 40S ribosomal protein S24-1
Exons: 5
Coding region: 79-483 (134 amino acids)
Biological process (GO): translation
Cellular component (GO): ribosome
Molecular function (GO): structural constituent of ribosome
Source: RefSeq, a predicted model, not a curated record
CUUUCUUCCUUAGCCGUGCGGGAGCAGCUGCAAGCGAGAUCUUUCUCCUUCCUCGUCCUUUUCCUGAAGAUCGCAGCCAUGGCGGACAAAGCAGUCACCAUCAGGACCAGAAAGUUCAUGACUAACAGGCUUCUCUCCAGGAAGCAAUUCGUCAUUGAUGUUCUUCACCCUGGGAGAGCCAAUGUCUCAAAGGCUGAGCUGAAAGAGAAGUUAGCAAGGAUGUACGAGGUCAAGGACCCAAACUCAAUCUUUGUAUUCAAAUUUAGAACUCACUUUGGAGGUGGUAAAUCUACUGGGUUUGGCUUGAUCUACGAUUCUGUUGAGAAUGCCAAGAAAUACGAACCCAAAUACAGGCUGAUUAGGAAUGGACUCGACACCAAGGUUGAGAAAUCAAGGAAACAGAUGAAGGAAAGGAAGAACAGAACGAAGAAAAUCCGUGGUGUUAAGAAGACCAAGGCUGGUGACGCCGGAAAGAAGAAGUGAGAACCUUCCGAAACAGAUAACUGCGGUUUUGCUCUCCGUCGCCCGUCUUUUAUUUCCAUGUCUGAAAUUAGAUAAUUAUCGAACUAGACCUGUGUUACUGCAUAUCGGUUUUGUGAUGUUCGAUGUUUCACUUGUUCAAUCUCGACCUGGAUAUCGUUUUAAUGGUUAGAAAAUGCCUGUUAAGAUUUUCGUUGUUUCAGACGUUAUGUGAUUUAUUUGAGGGUUGUUCUCGACAA